AUGUCUCAACGUCAACACUUGCAAAAUUUUUGCAAUCCUUCUGAAAACUUCACACAAAUCAGCUCCUACGAAACAAACCGCGACACACUACUCGCCUCUCUCCGCGAUAGUUCCUCUCUCGGAACCUAUUCCAACGCCACAAUCGGUCUUACUCCCGACUUUGUCUACGGCAUUUUCCUCUGUAGAGGAGACACACUUGGAACAGCAAUAUCUUGCGCAGACUGUAUCCAAACCGCAACGAUCGAGAUCGCUACAAACUGUAGUCUCAACAAAGCAGCGAUUAUAUACUACCAAAAGUGUAUGGUUCGAUACUCCAGUUUUCCAUUCUUCACACUCAUGGAAACCUAUACACGCAUCGGUCUUACUCACAAUAAGCCGGCUCCAAACUUGUAUCGGUUCAAUCAAACUCUGUUUGAUAAAUUCGACCAACUGAUUCUCAACGUAUCGUCGUCCUCUCCAAUUCCAUAUUUCGUAGAGGAUCAAGAACUUGUGACUCAACCAGAAGGUUCUUAUGAGUUAGAGUCAAUGGUUCAGUGUAGUCCUGAUCUUGAUCUAUCAAACUGCACCGUUUGCCUCAGAGAUGCGUUAUUUAGAAUUUCAAUUUGUUGCAGUUCACCAAGUAUAGCUCAGGUCUUUACUCCUAAAUGUAUUUUGUGGUAUAAAACCACGGUUUCACCAUCGCCAUCCGUCUCCUCUAUUUCUGCCGCCUCAACCGUCGCGGCCUCUUUCUUUAUCGCAGCCACCGCAACCGAAUAUUCCUAG
This is a messenger RNA of Arabis nemorensis, 762 nucleotides long. The record is from the annotation of a GenBank genome assembly. NCBI's taxonomy places the organism in Eukaryota, Viridiplantae, Streptophyta, Magnoliopsida, Brassicales, Brassicaceae.